AAACCAGAAUAUUAAAAAUGAGUUAUUAAAUAAUAUUACUGAAUCAUGUGCAAACUUAAUGAACCGAAGAUCACAGUUUGACAAAUGUUCUUCAGCACCAAAUUUAGUUGAUUCAAAAAAUGAUGGUCAAAAUGAACAAAUAUUAGAAAAUAGUUCCAGUUUAUUUUCCAGUACCAAAAUUUAUUCUUUUCAAAAUUCAAAUGUACUGUUUAGUGAGCUAAAUCGUCAACAAUUACGUGAUUGGUUUGUUGAACAAGGUAUUGAUUAUGUUUUAGAAGGAUCAAAAUUAUGGCCUACUUCUGGAAAAGAAUUAAUUUCUGCUUCAAUCGGCGAAAUUGACGAAAAAUUUAAAUUUAAA
This is a messenger RNA of Diuraphis noxia (Russian wheat aphid), 358 nucleotides long. Its product is annotated as liprin-beta-2-like. Gene Ontology annotation, cellular component: presynaptic active zone. NCBI's taxonomy places the organism in Eukaryota, Metazoa, Arthropoda, Insecta, Hemiptera, Aphididae. Gene Ontology annotation, molecular function: protein binding. Gene Ontology annotation, biological process: neuromuscular junction development. The record is from RefSeq and is a predicted model, not a curated record.